AAUAUGAUAUAUAGCUUUUCCAUGUAAACCGCUGAGGUUUCUUUCACAUUCUAGCUAUAUAAGCGAGUCCUAGAUACAAGCUCUAAUUCACAAUCCUGGGAAAAAAAAAUAUUCUAUUGGGCACAUUUCUACAUGUCUUCUAUUCUUCUAUUUCGAUGGUUUCUGUUCUUUGUCAUUCUCUUAACCUCUGCAACAGCACUGCUUGAUAUUCCAAGGCUUAGUCCAAUAGGACCAAGAAUUCAUGAAGACCCAGCUGAGAUUUUGUCUGAAUCAAUUUCGGAUGAUUUCGAGACAUUCUUUUACAACCAAACUCUUGAUCACUUCAACUAUAAACCUGAAAGCUACAAAACCUUUGAACAAAGAUAUGUUAUCAAUUCCAAAUACUGGGGUGGUGCUAAUUCUACUGCACCUAUUUUAGUGUAUUUUGGUGCAGAAGCACCACUGGAUGGUGAUCUUGCUGUUAUUGGGUUUCUCUCUGACAAUGCUUUGCGAUUUAAUGCUCUUCUGUUAUAUAUAGAGCACAGAUACUAUGGGAAAUCAAUCCCAUUUGGAUCAAGGGAAGAAGCCUUGAAAAAUGGAAGCACUCGUGGGUAUUUCAACUCUGCACAAGCUAUUGCAGACUAUGCAGAAAUUAUCAUUCACGUCAAGAAAAUCUUACAUGCUGAAAAUUCUCCGGUUAUUGUCAUCGGAGGAUCCUACGGUGGAAUGUUGGCUUCCUGGUUUCGACUUAAGUACCCUCACAUAGCCCUUGGAGCUUUGGCCUCAUCAGCACCUGUUCUAUACUUUGAUGAUAUUACUCCACAUGAUGGAUACUAUUCUAUUGUUUCCAAGGAUUUUAGAGAAGCUAGUAAGACUUGCUACCGGACAAUAAAGAAGUCAUGGGCUGAAAUUGAUGAAAUUGCUUCUAAACCCAAUGGCCUUUCAAUCCUCAGCAAGAAAUUCAAAACUUGCAAACCCUUGAACGACUCCGAUGAGCUCAAAAACUACUUGGACUCCAUGUAUAGUGGUGCUGCUCAAUACAAUAAGCCACCCACAUAUCCUGUAAAUAUAAUCUGUAGUGGCAUAGAUGGAAGCUCAAGCACUGAUUCUGGGAAUGAUACACUGAGCAAAAUAUUUGCUGGUCUUUUUGCUUACAGGGGAAACAAAUCUUGCUAUAUUAAUCCACCGACUAAUGUAUCUGAAACAAGAGUUGGGUGGAGAUGGCAGACAUGUAGUGAGAUGGUGAUACCUAUUGGCCGUGGGAAUGACACCAUGUUCCCGCCUGACCCUUUCGAUCUCAACAGCUACAUCCAAGACUGCAAGGAUUUCUAUGGUGUUCCACCUCGACCUCAUUGGGUCACCACCUAUUACGGAGGCCAUAGCAUAAAGCUUAUUCUCCAGAGGUUUGGUAGCAACAUCAUUUUCUCCAAUGGAUUGAAAGAUCCUUACAGUAGUGGCGGGGUGUUGGAGAAUUUAUCAGACACCAUUACUGCUGUUCAUACAGUUAAUGGGUCUCAUUGCUUGGACAUAGUUUUCGCAAACAAAACAACUGAUCCAGUAUGGUUGGUCGAACAAAGAGAAGUCGAGAUCAAAAUUAUUGAAGGAUGGAUUAACAAGUACUAUGAUGAUCUAAGGAAUCAGCAAUGAAAACCACACCAAAUUUGUAAUAAUCUGGAAUGCGAUUAAUGGUAGUAGGAAUAUUAAAGGACUCCAAUAUAAUGAAAUCAUGAAAGAAAUGUGUCUAUUUUGUUAUUCUUGAGCAAGAAAAAUUCAUGAAAACAUAAAUGCAUCAGAAGCAAGUUGUAUA
Messenger RNA from Hevea brasiliensis (rubber tree), 1786 nucleotides. RefSeq lists its product as uncharacterized. The record is from RefSeq and is a predicted model, not a curated record. Lineage: Eukaryota; Viridiplantae; Streptophyta; Magnoliopsida; Malpighiales; Euphorbiaceae. Bases 133 to 1626 code for a protein of 497 amino acids. Gene Ontology annotation, biological process: proteolysis. The transcript has 9 exons. Gene Ontology annotation, molecular function: dipeptidyl-peptidase activity; serine-type exopeptidase activity.